GCCGGUCUAUCCUGCACCGAUUCUCCGACUUGACCAUAUCCCUGUUCUGUUUAUUUCCAGCCACCGACAUGCACAAUGGUGCCCUGCAGCAAGGAAAAGGACAAGAAUAUCCUCAUUGUCAUCGUCGGUGCCGGACUUAUUGGGCCCCGUCACGCACAAUCCGUGCAACGACACCCACGAACCCAGCUGAUCGCUUUUGUUGACCCUUCACCCUCUGCAAUCCCGGUCGCAGAAUCAUUUGGCGUUCCUUGCUAUGAUUCUAUUACGUCUAUGUUAGACGUUGUCGGUAAGACAACCGGGAAACCAGACGCGGCGAUCGUGAGCACGCCCAAUCACACGCACGUGGACGUCACGCUCCAGCUGCUGGAGAACGGAAUCCGCAAUAUCCUCCUUGAGAAACCGAUCAGUGACGAUCUGGAGUCGGCCGAGCACCUCCUCGCUACCGUCAAGGAACAGAAAUGUAAAGAUGAGAAGAGAGGCAAGGAUGCGAAGAUCAACAUCCAGAUCGGCCACCACCGCCGCUUCAAUCCGUACAUCCAAACCACAAAGUCUUUGUUAGAGACAGACUCACUCGGCACCGUCGUUGCAGUGAACGGCCUCUGGACACUUCUGAAGCCGGCCUCUUACUUCGCGCCGCCGCUCGGUUCUUGGCGCGCAGAUAAGAAGAAGGGCGGCGUGCUGGGGAUUAAUCUUAUCCACGAUAUCGACGUGCUGCAGUUUCUGUUUGGGCCCGUCAGUAGGGUCUACGCGGAGGGUACACUCCUGCAGCGCAUGCGCCAGAACCCGGAACAUACCGCCGAGGAAGGCUGUGCUGUGACGCUGCGCUUUGCGUCUGGGAUAGUAGGCACAUUUCUCAUCUGCGACGCGACGCCUUCGCCGUUGAACUUUGAAACAGGAACGGGCGAGAAUCCUACGAUUCCGCCCGCUCCUUCCAAGAGUGCAAGCGACUGUUAUCGAAUUCUUGGAACCAGAGCGAGUCUCAGUGUGCCUGAUAUGACGCGCUGGAGCUAUGACCAUGUUUCUUGUGGACAGGGGAAAGAGAAAGGCUGGAAUACGGAGUUGGCGAUGCAGCAGAUUUCAGUGAAGGAUGCUGAUGUGAGGCCGUUUGAUGCGCAGUGGGGAUAUUUUGUUGAUGUUGUUAGUGGAAAGGGUGAGGAUGGCGAGCGAGGAGUUGGCUGUGGCGUUGAAGAUGGGGUGAGGGCGCUCAGAGUUGUUCAAGCUGUUAGGGAGAGUAUGGAGGGAGGCAAGCCUGUGGAUGUUCAAAGUGUAUAA
This is a messenger RNA of Aspergillus nidulans FGSC A4, 1272 nucleotides long. Its product is annotated as protein qutH. Bases 76 to 1272 code for a protein of 398 amino acids. Lineage: Eukaryota; Fungi; Ascomycota; Eurotiomycetes; Eurotiales; Aspergillaceae. The transcript has a single exon. The record is from RefSeq and is a predicted model, not a curated record. Gene Ontology annotation, molecular function: nucleotide binding.